Saccostrea echinata is the source of this 804-nucleotide messenger RNA. RefSeq names its product nuclear apoptosis-inducing factor 1-like. Gene Ontology annotation, cellular component: nucleus. Bases 1 to 762 code for a protein of 253 amino acids. NCBI's taxonomy places the organism in Eukaryota, Metazoa, Mollusca, Bivalvia, Ostreida, Ostreidae. The transcript is spliced from 7 exons. The record is from RefSeq and is a predicted model, not a curated record.
AUGGAUAGAACGAAAGCGAGGAAGCCGAAUUGGACGGACAUCGAAAUGGAUGUGCUCAUGGAGGCAUAUUGUAACUCCAUAAGGAUUAUUCGAGGUAAAUUCUCUCCAUCUAUUACCUCUGAUGCUAAGAAAAGAGCAUGGGAAGAGAUAACAGAGAGAGUGAAUGCUGUAGCAGUAUCAUGCAACAGAACAUUGGAUGAAACCAAAAAGAAAAUACAGGAUAGUCUGUCCAGUGUGAAAAAGAAGGAGGCUUUCCGAAAGAGAGAAGCAUCAAGAACAGGUGGAGGACCCUGUUCAGAAGUGAUUUUUAAGCCAUGGGAGGUGACUCUUCUUGGAACAAUUCCACAAGAGAUUAUACAUGGCUUAGAAGGGGCAGCAGAUACUAGAUCAGAUGAAGAUCAAUGUCAACCAAAGAAGACAAACUUUGAUUUGAAUUGUCCCGGAGCAACAGGAGAUUGCAGUGCGACAUCUAAGAAUGUUUCAGAAUGUGUGGUUGACAUACAUGUAACUUCUGAAGAGCCUUCAACUCCAUGUACAGCCUUGCCAUCACAAGCAUGCAAGAGAAAGAAGAGUAUGGAAUCAGUAGGAAAGAAGAAGACUGAAGACUAUGAAAAUGGCAUUAAAGAACUUGUUGAUUUGAAAAAGAAAAGAUUAGAACUUGAGGAAAGGAAGGCUCAAGCACUGGAGAGAGCUGUAGCAAUAUUGGAGGGAUGGCAGAAUUUAGAAUCAGGAUUGUCAGUUCCUUCAGUUAUUCAUUUUUAGCUCACCUGAGCCGAAGGCCCAAGUCAGCUUUUCUGAUCAAAA